Molecule: messenger RNA, 5281 nt
Organism: Solea solea (common sole)
Lineage: Eukaryota; Metazoa; Chordata; Actinopteri; Pleuronectiformes; Soleidae
Gene: cp110
Exons: 10
Coding region: 289-4020 (1243 amino acids)
Biological process (GO): centriole replication; centrosome duplication; regulation of cytokinesis
Cellular component (GO): centriole
Source: RefSeq, a predicted model, not a curated record
AGGCGGGUAAACGUAAACAGUGACCAUCACACGCCACUGUUUGCUAACUUUAUAGACCAUUUCUGCUGCGUAUAUAUAAGAUGUAACAUUGCAGACCGAGUCUGUAUCUGCUUAGCAUUGUUAUUGUGCAUAUUUCAACAUUUCUACAUUACCACUUUGGUAUAUUUUGAUAGCUAACCAGCUUAGCGUUAGCUACCUUGGUUAGCUAAUCGGAAGCGAAUGUUAGCAAAAACAGCCCGAUAACGUAUCUAACUGCUGUAUCUAACCACCGCCUCCCGAUGCACCUCGAUGGAAGACUACGACGAGUUUGUGCAGCAUCGUCUCAUCCAGCUGAGGAAGAGAGAGGAGUAUGAUGAAGAAGAACACCACAGAUCUUCAACUACGACCUCUCUCAUCCGAAUCUAUGGACGACCCAUUCUUCCUCCUCUGCUCUCAGCAGAGCAGAGGGAGGAGAUGCAGCGACACAGAGAUGCAGCACAGACAGCUGCUGGCCAAAGGAAGCUGAAGGAUGAUCCCAGAAUGGCCUAUGUUCAAACUAUUCUGCACAGUGUUCAGCUAAGGAAGUUACCAACACUGGAGGAGUUGCUUCAGGAGCCAGAUACUAACACAGAAUCUCUAUAUUGCCUGAACACAAGUGGUGGAUCAGAGUCAAACUGUCAUUUUUUAAUAGAAACAAAGGAUGAUCUGUCAUUCUCACCAUCCACUGUGAAGACAGGAGAAGAUGAGUCUUCUCUUCCUUCAGUGACAUCAGCGAUGUCUAGUGCCUUUUUUAGUCCUGAUGUGACACCUCAGCAAAGUUACUCUGAAGGCUGCCUUCUUAACCAACAUGACAGCCAACGAGGAGCACAGCCAAUUCCUCGGGUUUUCCCCGAUGGUGCAGUCCACCAGUCACUAUCCUCUGGUUACAUGACUUGUGAGAAUGUUGACAACACCAUCUGUGUUUCUGAAGUGAUUGACGCAGGUAGUGAGAGUUGUGGCUCAGAGGAUGUUUACAGUAUAGAAAGCUUCUUCCUUCACAGCACCUCAAACACAAUCACCAAGAUGCCAGAAAUUAUCAGCCACUCACCAGUAGAUGGAGAGGAAUUAGAGAACAGUGGACUGGAGUCAUCCUAUUGUAAUAACUUUAUAACAGUAAAAGACAUUCGUUGCACCUCAUUCCACGAGGAUUCAUUUAUAGGUGAGCAAUUAACAUCAGACAAAUGUGAAAACAGUUAUGUGGAGAAGUCACUUAGAGGAGAUAGCUAUCAGUCUGCUGCACUACUCGACCUUGACAAAGAUCACAUUUCGGACAGAAGUAAAGACCCAGUCUCAUCGCCAGAGAACAGUGACUUUUCAGUUAACCCAGAGUUAUCGGAGACAUUAAGCUCCCAUCAGGAUCCAACAACACAUCUAUGUAGUCAGCACGAACCCACAGAUAAAGAACCAGUAGACAACCGUGAAGAUGAAGCAGAGCCAUCUGAGGAGCCAUAUCGUCUGAGUCUCCAGGCUCUGCUGAAGAAAUCUCAGGAGUAUCGGCGGCGUCAGCGAAUGCUUAGGAACCAAGCCAAAAACACUAAACUUCAGGAAAGGACUCCACAGCCAAAAACAAGGCCAGAAGAGCAAAAUCUCUCAGAUAAGGAGAAUGACGAGUCCCCUUACGAGACUGCAGAGGAGAAGAAAACUAAGGAGAAGAGACACGCGUUUAUUCCAACAAUGGAAAUGUCAUUGAAGAAAUCCUGGGAAAAUGAAAGACUGAUUGAAACUGAGCACAUUAGAGAAAAGAUCAAUGGUAAAUCUGAAAGCAGUCAUUUAAAGGAAGACAUGAAUUCCAAGGAAAUUACUAAAAGUGAGGAACAAACAACUAUUGAGAAUAACAAGCUAAACAGUUCACCAGAGGUCAUAAUUAAAUCUAAUAAAAUCACUGCCUUAAUUGAUCAACAGUCUGUGUCAACAGAAGCCUCCACAGAGCAGGAAGCCUUUCACAUGACCACUGAGCAGAGUAACACCAGUCCCAAAGGUGUUUUUCAGAAAGUAAGAAAAUGUUACACUAUCCCAGCACUUAAUGUCUGUAUGAGUCCUGUCCAUGCCAAAAGCAAAGGUAGUGUUAGAGUUGAAGACCAAGGUGGCGGAGUGCAGACCUCAAAGGAGAAAGCUGUGCUCUCUGCUGGUGUGAAAGAAGACCACAGUACUGAAGAGGAAAGCAACCAAAGAUAUCACAGCAGUCACAGAGAAGUGCCUUCCACUUUGAAUGUGAUAGUUCAAGGUGACGUAAGGAGCGUUUUAUCCAAGAGUUCAGUGCACAUAGAUCAGCUUGAGUCAAACCUGUCCAGUCUGAAAGUAAUGUUCUCAGAUCUGGAGUCCACUAUGAAAGAAAACUUUGACAAGCACAUCCAGACUGAGAGCAACCCGCAAAGUGAGUUCAAUUCAGACGCUGCCGAGCACUCUAAGCAAAGUGAAGAUGAUGUUGAAAUGCAGCUGAGGCAAAAUAGAUGUGACCUUUUGGAGGACAAGCUGGGGAAUGACACUGUGGAGAGCAGUGGUGCUAAAUAUAUGGAACACAUGCAAAGAAGACAAUCACUUGACAAUAGCAAAAACAUGCAUGAAGAUAAAGGAUCUGAAGUAAACUUAAGUGAUUUAGAGGAUGUCCCUGCCGUCAUACAGGCGGAAAAAAAAGAGGCAGUUAAUUUAAGAGAGAUCAGGCUAGUCAAAACCUUAGCCGUAGAGAGAUUAAAGGAAAAAGGUAAAGAAGGACUUACAAAGUGUCAAGGGCUUCAUGGCAGCUGUCGGAAGCAGCAACCACCAGCUAAAUGUAUCCUGUCUGCUGCACAGUGGCUGCGGAUUCCUGAUGCGUUCAGAACUACUCCACCUGAAAUUGUGGUUCCAUGCAAAGACACAGUGCUGUCAGAUACCAGUAACCAUGAGGUGGAAAGGAGGAAUGAAAUGGUGGUUAAAGGGCACAACUCUGCUCACUCACUGUCUCUCAACAAGUCGUUUGAUGUGGACACUCCUUCUGGCCUGUGGCUUCUUGAAGGCUUGGGGUCUGACUUGGACUCAAGAGAAAAUCUUGUACACGAGAAGCACCUGCUGACGCCAGAGAGUGGGGGUGAAGGGCAAGAUGGGAUAUCCAAGGUCAAACGGAGACUGCUCAUGCACACGACAGGGGAGACCACAGAAAAGAGUCCAGAUACCAGCAGAGGAGCAGGUCUUGUGGUCAGACCCUGCUCAAGCACUCCCAAAGCUACUGUGCGGCAUUACGAUGGCCAUGGCAGUCAAGGGAACAAGGAGGAGCAAUUGAAACAAGCCCAUGCUGCUCAGAUCAGAGCCCUGCAAGAUGAGCACAGGAGACAACAAGAAGAACUACUUCAGGCUUUAGCAGCACGUUACCAUCUCCUCCAGAGUGUGUCCCUCCCCUGCUCCAUGUCCACCUCACGUCUCGGGGACACACUGACCUUUUCUUCCCUCUCUCAGCCCUCCAGCCCAAUCCCAGAGCACUGUCGCCCCCUACUGUUGGCAGCCGUAAAGGGUUUUCUAACUCGCCGGCUUCUGAGGACGGAGAGAGUGGUACAACUGGUGCGCACCAUCAGAGACACACAGCAGUUCCUGUGUGCCCUGCAGUUGCAGAGCUCCAGCCGAGCAGAGCUCAGGAGCAGACAGGACCUCUUACUGCAGGAGAGAGUUUUUCUGCAGCUGCGCGCUGCACGUUAUGACUUUUACGACAUUUUCUUCAGCCUGUCGGCUGCAGAGAGGAUGCAGCUCAUCAACUGGGACAGAGACCUUGCCCAGGAGAGAGAACACAGACGACUUCAGAGUGGACAUCCUCAGGAAAAACGUUGCCUGUCAGCUGCAACACGAAAAUCACUGGAGAGGAAGAAAACCAUCACGAAACAGCGAGUGGCAGCAGAAAGAGACUGUGAGGUUGUGGCGAAGAAUGUACGAAAGACUGGAUUAUCUGGCAGGCAGCCGCUGGAAACCAAACAAGGACAGUUCAGAGCAAAUCCUCUGAGGGUCCGCAGGAGCACUAACUCCACCAGACCCCGAUGACACUUUCCUAAUUGGCCCCAGUGAGGACUCAUAAUAAGGCCUCUUGCGAUUUCAUGGCUAUUGUAGAACUAAUCUUCUGAGAAUUUUCAAACCCCCAAAUCCAAAUGGGACACAAAGUGAUGCCUGUUGCUGACUAACACAUUUUUUUGUUUCAUAUUUGUAGUGCUGGGCAACGUGUUUUUCAUUCUUUUCUGCCAGGAUAUAAUAUUAUUAAGACGACACUUGCACUUACUCCAGAGUAGUUUCACAUUGAUUGGACACUUUGAGGUGAGGGUAAAAUAUCACUGCAGCCGCUCAGUCUGCAACAGAAGUCCUUAACCAGUCCUUGCUGUCGUCACUGUGCUGAUGUUGAGGAUGUUAGUAAGGAAAGUGUUUGGUUUGCAAAACCACAAGCUCUGUGCACUGCACCUGAAGGGUCAUGCAUUAAGUGUUUGGUUUUUUUCACAGCAGAAAACGGACUGUAAUGAAUAAUGUCCAUGAUGGCUCCAUUCCAUUAUGCCAGUGAUUCCCAACCAGGGGAUUGUAGAUGUAUAGAAGAUGAUAUAAGUAUAACACUAUAUUUUAAAAUAUCUCUGUAGUGUUGUCAUACUUUGUACUCUUUAAUAUUGUUAUGAAAAAAGUGUACAUUUAUUUUUGAGAAAUGGGAUUUUUGCACAGAAUUAAUUUUGACAUGUUUUAGCAAGAAAAGCUAUACUGAGCAGGACAGUGUAAAAGUGAACCAUGCAGCAUGCACCCUGAAACUUAGGGAAGCUAAAUGGAACUUGGCUGUCAUUAAUUUGAUUAUUUAUAUCUGUGAUAUUCUCCUACUGUGACCUGUCAAAAUUGCUGAUGCACAAAGGUCGCAGUAAUCGCCUAAAUGGAGUGCAGCCAUGAUUACGAUUAUUUAUUACACCUGUGCUGGUGCCACCACAGUAUGUCAAACUCUUAAUUGUAAAUAAUCCUAAGUGCAUUUCUGUUUUUUUCCCCUACUCUGUCUAUGUUGAAUCCUCACUAUCAGGGCAGGACAUGACCAUAUUUAGGUGCCUGGUUAAAACAAACAGAGACAGUAAAGUUGACAGCGUUUUUGCUCAUACGCAGAUCCCAGCACUAGAUAAUACUUCAACAGCGUGUUCUAACUGUUGAAUUAAAUGUUUAUUUUAGAAUACUGGAAUUAUAUGUCAGCCAAAACAUAUGUAAUCCUUGUUUUUCUAUGGUUUGAUGGAUUGCUGUUAUUUACUAUUUAUUUGUAUGCGUUUGACAAUAAAUACUUUUUAAGUUUUAA